ACCGCUAAAUUCACAUUGUGAAAUCAAGACGAUGGCAUCAAAUUGUGAGCAAGUUGAGCAAGGUAAGAGAAGUUGGCCAGAGCUGGUUGGGAAGAAAGGAGAGCAUGCAGAGGCUAUAAUAGAAAAAGAAAACCCUUCGGUUAAUGCUGAAAUCAUCCCAGAAGGAAUCGUGAUUGCACAGAUAUAUAUCUGCAAUAGGGUUGUUGUAUGGGUGAACAAGAAGGGGAUCGUAAUAAGUACCCCUUCCAUCGGUUAAUUAACAAAGUUCCUCGUGAAACGUUGUCAUUUGGUUUAUUUAUGUGUCUGUGAAAAUAAAGAUGGAUGUUUGACUUUAUGUUCAAAGGUUCAUCGACUUGUAUCUUUCUUUUGAUUAAAUUGUACUCAUCUCUGAUUAUUGAUGC
This is a messenger RNA of Cynara cardunculus var. scolymus (artichoke), 401 nucleotides long. Its product is annotated as inhibitor of trypsin and hageman factor-like. Gene Ontology annotation, biological process: response to wounding. Gene Ontology annotation, molecular function: serine-type endopeptidase inhibitor activity. The transcript has 2 exons. The record is from RefSeq and is a predicted model, not a curated record. The coding region runs from base 32 to 256 and encodes 74 amino acids. Lineage: Eukaryota; Viridiplantae; Streptophyta; Magnoliopsida; Asterales; Asteraceae.